Homalodisca vitripennis (glassy-winged sharpshooter) is the source of this 5354-nucleotide messenger RNA. Its product is annotated as ATP-binding cassette subfamily G member 4. The record is from RefSeq and is a predicted model, not a curated record. Gene Ontology annotation, cellular component: plasma membrane. The transcript has 12 exons. Gene Ontology annotation, molecular function: ATP binding; ATP hydrolysis activity; ABC-type transporter activity. Lineage: Eukaryota; Metazoa; Arthropoda; Insecta; Hemiptera; Cicadellidae. The coding region runs from base 92 to 1927 and encodes 611 amino acids.
GCUCAUGGACAAUCAGUCGCUGCUGUGAGCCGCGCCCGCGCGGAAGUAUUUUCGGUGAUUAUUGUGUCGUUGUUUGUUGUGCUGUGAAAAAAUGGAUGUGGAAUUUAGAAAUUUGACAUUCAAAGUGGACAGGGGGAUUGUACCUUUUUUUGGAAAUAGAGAUGGCGGCAGGAAGAUACUGAAGAGUGUCAGUGGUCGAUUCAAGGCUGGCGAGCUCUCUGCGAUCCUGGGACCCUCGGGGGCAGGAAAGAGCAGUCUCCUGAAUGCCAUAUCCGGUCUAAGAUCGAAAGGUGUGACGGGAGAGCUGCUGGUCAAUGGUCUGCCCAAGGAGGAGAGCAAGUUCCGCAAAAUGUCGUGCUAUAUAACACAGGAAGACCUUCUGCAGCCAAUGUUGACUUUGAACGAGUUGAUGAUGUUUGCUGCUGACCUCAAACUGUCAUCCUCCACGAGGAAAGAGAAAAAACUUGUAGUGGGUGACAUCCAAGCUACACUGGGACUAUCGGAGUGCAAGUAUGUGCGGACUGAGAACCUCUCUGGGGGUCAGAAAAAGCGACUCUGCAUCGCCCUCGAACUGAUCAACAACCCUUCCAUACUGUUUCUGGAUGAACCUACCAGUGGGCUUGACAACGUGACCACCUCGCACACCCUGAGACUGCUACGUACCCUAGCACACCAGGGCCGCACCAUCGUCUGCACCAUCCACCAGCCCAGCGCCUCACUGUUCCAACUGUUCGACCACGUGUACGUGCUAGCUGCCGGGCUCUGCGUGUACCAGGGGCCGACUAGGGAACUGGUGCCCUUCCUCUCCGCUGCAGGACUCAGGUGUCCCACCUACUACAAUCCGGCUGACUUUAUUAUUGAGAUGACAGAUGGAGAAGAAGAGGACAACAUCAUCAAGUUGUCCCAGGCAACAGACAACGGCAAGUCUACCAGCUACCUAGACAACCAGGAUAACUCUGACAACCCUCACAAUAGGCUAAGGGGUAGGCCGAGUGAGACAGAUGAGAACAAGCGUCACCUAGCUGCUGUACUGCUCAAUCACUAUAAUGAUCAGAGAGACGCAGAGGAUUCUGUCUGUGCACAAACUUGGUGUUGCUGGGUGCAAUUUUGUACACUGUUUCGACGAAAGCUGCUGCAGAUACGCAGAAACACGUUAGGGCUAAAAAUCCAGCUAUUCCAUCACAUGAUCUGUUCCCUGCUGGUGGGUAUCAUCUUCUUCGACAGAGCCAAUGAUGGGGAAAUGUUCUUUGACCAUAUGAAGUUCUGCAUGGGCAUCAUCCUCUUCCACGCCUACACACACGUAAUGGUGCCAGUCCUCACAUUUCCCUACGAAGUAAAGUUGCUGGCUAAGGAACACUUCAAUCAAUGGUAUGGACUGAAGCCCUAUUACAUGGCCCUAACACUAUCCAGGGUACCAAGUUUGGUGAUCUUCAGUCUACUGUUCCUGGUGAUUGUGUAUACGAUGUCAGGACUGCCUCGGGACCUGGAUAGGUUCAUUGUGUUCUGUGCAGUUGGCAUCAUCACCAGUUUGAUAGCCGAGGGCAUGGGGUUGGCUAUCGGCUCGGUCUUCAAUGUAACCAAUGGAUGUGCGGUGGGCCCGAUGACACUGGCCCCAUUCCUGGGAUUUGCUAUCUACGGAUUUGACUUUGCCCGGUCAAUCCCAUUCUGGCUUUGGCCAAUGCUGAAAGCCAGCUUCAUGCGAUCCGGGGUCAUCGCCAUGAUCAUAGCAGUGUUUGGCAUGAACAGGCCCAAACUGGAGUGCCACAAUGAGAUAAUGUAUUGCCACUUCAACAACCCCCAGGUAGUACUACACUACUUGAAUCUGGACAAGACUUCACCUUGGAUAGAGAUCCUGACGAUGAUUGUCAUCUUGCUGGUGUUUCGCUCCCUUUGCUACUUAGGGCUUCGCUGGAGGGUGUCAACAUGAGGCUGUGUUUGCUAGAGACAAAAUUGUGUUGUCUUGUGGACGCUUACAAUAAGAUGAGGCUCAACAUCAAUGCAAUGUAGUUUUAAGUAGGAAAUCAAUUUAAGUUAUACUGUUCCAGUUAAUUUGGAUGUGUUGAACAUGACCUGAUGCAUUUAUUAUAAACUUUACAUUUUUUUUAUACAUAUUUCAAUUAAAAUCAUUAACCCACUGUGGAUCACUGUGUUUAGUCACAUUUAUCCCAGUGGGCGAGAAUCAAGUUGUGCAUCGGCACCAGAAUAGUGAUGCUGCCUGGCAUCGAAUUGCCCAGUGUUUGUAUUCAACUUACUUGCAUGUUGAACUGGAUUCUCAUACAUAUGUUAGACAUAUUUUAAUCUUUAUACUUAAAAAAGAUACAUAAUACAAUGUUAUUUCAUGCUGUUGUAAUAUUCCAUACUAUAUUAAUAAAUACCAAUUCAAUGUGGACAAUCAGUAAAUCUUGCUUUUUCAACAGCACAUAAUAAUAGAAACAACCAAUAUUGUAAAAUACCAAACUAGUUAGUUGCUGUUAUAUUAACAACUAAGGAAAACAAUAGAUUAGUAGCACAAGCAGUGAAUAAAUUCAGCUUAUUCUUCAACUUCUACAUACACAGUCUAUAUAAGUACAAACUUGUUUGAGAAAACUAAAGAAAGAAUCAUUGUUGAAAACAUUCAGUAGACUAACAAAGAUGCUCACACAUUCUACAAGACAUUAUUAGAACUAUGAGGAGGUAAAAUUAAAAGCUGAUCUCUUUUGCAACCUGAACUCAUGACCAUGCUGCUAGGCCCAGUUACUAAGAUAUUUCAUCAGUAAUCUGCAAUGAGUUAGUGGCCAACUAUAUACGAAGUUUCUCAAAAUUCUAUAGAAAUUUUGCCAAACUAAAUGAAAUUAAUAUUUUAAUAUCUUAAAAAAUUAAAAGACCACACUUAAAUGGCAUUUUAAUAUGCUUAAAUAUUUUGUUGAAUUAGUUGAUCACAUUUUUAAUGCAUUUUAAAAAUAAAUAUUGGUACUUUACUAUCAAGUUUGAUAAAUUUUACAACUUUAAUUCAUGCCUAAUUUUAUACGUUUUACUUGGUUGUUCCUGUGCUCUAUGUUGAAAAUGUUUUAUCUUACAUAACCCAGCAAACAAAUUUAUACUGAUUAUAAAUCACUUCAGUAUCAGAACCUCUGACUGAAACUUUGGCUGGAAGCACUUACACUACAAAUGCAUUCGAAUUGUUCUAAUUCUGUGUAAAUUGUUCUAAUUCUGUGUAAAUACUAUUUAGCAUUUAGUUAUAUAUUAGUUAAAUGUAUGUAUUACCGAUGUGAUUCUAUUCAUGUACAGUAUUUUAUUGUAAUUUUAUAUUGUCAAAUUAGCUAAAAUUUUAUACACUUCUUAGUAGGCUAAUUUGUCUACACUUACAUAGUUAAAACAUAUUUUUCUCAUAUCAAAAAUGUACUUAUAUUCUAAUUGUUAUUGUAGCCUUACACGUCAUUUUUAAUAUCCUGACAAGGCAUUCAUUUUACUAGAUGGAAUAUUUUAAAGGAAAAAUAAAUUACAGGUAAAAACAGUUGUAUGUACUAUUAAUGUUUUUAAAAAGAAAAGAAGUACUGUUUGCUAACAAGAAACGCUGUAAAAAUAAAUACAUGUUUUUAUGAGGCUAAAAUCAAUGGAACAAGUUAAACAGAACAUGCUCUCAUUCUUUUUUUAUUUAAGGUGGAUGUGUUAUUUUAUUCUUUGCUUUCAGCUAUAUACACAGAGUAUAAAUAAUUACUGUGGAAUUCAAAAAGGAAUUAAUAAUUAGGUUACCUAAUUAGAUAGGCCUCAUCCAUAAUAAAGCUUCCAUUUAUUUUUGUUAACUUUGGAUGUCUUUAACAUCUUGACUGUAGUAGACAUCUUACGGCACAGUCUUAAUGCUGUGUUCAAUGUCACUCAGUAUACAGCCGAAGUGAAGGUGAUAAUUUCAAAAAGAAUAUUUCUAUUGAAAAAAAAAUUAACAGAAUAAAAAGUGUUGUUCUGAAGAUCUGCAUGCAUUCUAGAAGUUUGUCAAAAUGUUGAAAGAUAUGUGUUAUGUUAGUAUAUACCAAACAAGUUUAGAAUUUUAAAAUUUAUAUUGAUUGUUUUUUUAAUCUAUACAGACUUUCUCUAAAUCAUCUCCAACAUGUUGAUCAAAUUUCCAUUUUCGUCUACUAGCUACCAUAAUAACAUAAAAUGCAUUCCAGAAAAAAUGUAUGUUCGGUUAAAACAUAUGACAUUCACUUAAGUUUUCUGGUCCACAGCAAGUCAACAAAUUAAAAACAACUUAAAUCUUGAAAUAUUUUGUCCUUGCUACGGAGAGAUGUCUUUACUCAACAAAUGUAAAACUAAAACUGAAACAAAAUUCAAAACAUUUUUUAAUAAACAUUGCCUUCUGCAGUGAUGUCGAAAUAUAAAAAAUAUUUUAUAUUGUGUUAGCAAUUUCUGACGUAGUAUGAACCAGAAAACUUAGAUGUAAUUAAAUCAGCUACGUAAAUCAGUUAAAAUAUAUUCCACUUAAUUUUCAAAGUGCAACUAAAUAAUGAUAGAGACCAAAAUGGUAUUUCAUACUUUCAUGAAAUUUUACAAGUAAGUAAUGGGAAAAUAGCACAACACAAUUUCUAUUUUGCUUAUUAUUAUGCUGAAAUAAAUUCAAAAGUUACAUUUAAUGUUAAUUCUAUCUCAAAGUAUAUUAAUUGAUUAUCAAAUCAACUAUCAGGUAUUAAAUAAUAUUAAACUUACAUAAACAAAUUUAACCAGUUAGUAGUUUUAAAUUGUAUAUUUAUUUACCUGAAGUAUUCACAUUCAUUAUCAUAAUAAUAAUGAUGAUGAAUAUUAUAAGUAGUCAGUGGACACAGUUACAUUAGAAAUCUUCAGAAAUAUAUUAUUUUUUUUAAGGAUAAUUAAAUUGCUCAAAAAAUCAUUCAGAUGCAACAUCACUAUUAUUUAAACAAUUUGAUGUUUAAAUUAUAAACAGUGCCAAGAUUGAAAUUCUUUUUAACUCUUAGUAAUAUUUAAAAACAUAUUGUACUAUGAAGGUCUAAAUUACUGAUAUUUGUAACUAUACAUAGCAUUUAAAGAACCCAGUUUUUGACAAUAAUGAUUUAUUUAAGGAUGGUGAAAACCAAAGUAUUCUUAAAAAACUAAACCUAUUGUAAUAUGUAAACAUAUUUUAAUGUAAAUUAUUCCUUGUUUGUAUAUAAUAUAUUUAUAUAUGGUAUAAUUAUUCUUGCCAUAUCACUAGCUAUUAUACUGUAUUAUUAGAAAACAAUUUAGUUUUUACAUGUUUUGAUAUUUUAAUCACUUACAGUGGCUGUUAAGUUUUGUACAUUUUGUAAAUAUUUUAAUAAAAUUCUUUAUAUUUGCAUUACACUGUUUUCUUUAGAACAUCCGAUUUCAUUUCCCUUCCUCUGCAA